GACUCUCCUCGCCACUUUCAGGCGAAGGGUUCAGGCCGAGCAAGCCGAGCGACGAGUUCAGCUGAUGCAACCUAACUCGGCCCGCGUGACAGUUCCCGGCACGCGGCGGCGGCGGCGACCGAGGAAGCGGCGCGGUGCCGGGCUAAGCGCGGGAGAUAGGGGCGGCGGAGCCAUGGGGGACGCUCCGAGCCCUGAAGAGAAGCUGCACCUUAUCACCCGGAACCUGCAGGAGGUUCUAGGGGAAGAUAAGCUGAAGGAGAUACUCAAGGAGCGGGAACUUAAAGUUUACUGGGGAACAGCAACCACAGGCAAGCCACAUGUGGCUUACUUCGUGCCUAUGUCUAAGAUUGCAGACUUCUUGAAAGCAGGAUGUGAGGUAACGAUUCUGUUUGCGGACCUUCAUGCAUACUUGGAUAACAUGAAAGCUCCAUGGGAACUUCUAGAACUCCGAACCAGCUACUAUGAGAAUGUGAUCAAGGCAAUGCUGGAAAGCAUUGGUGUGCCCUUGGAAAAGCUCAAGUUCAUCAAAGGCACUGAUUACCAGCUCAGCAAAGAGUACACGCUAGAUGUGUACAGACUCUCCUCCGUGGUCACACAGCACGAUGCCAAGAAAGCUGGGGCUGAGGUGGUAAAGCAGGUGGAGCACCCUUUGCUGAGUGGUCUGCUGUACCCCGGAUUACAGGCAUUAGAUGAAGAGUAUUUGAAAGUAGAUGCCCAAUUUGGAGGUGUUGAUCAGAGAAAGAUUUUUACCUUUGCAGAGAAGUAUCUCCCUGCGCUUGGCUACUCAAAACGGGUCCAUCUGAUGAAUCCUAUGGUUCCGGGAUUAACUGGCAGCAAAAUGAGUUCCUCAGAAGAGGAGUCCAAGAUUGAUCUCCUAGACCGGAAGGAAGAUGUGAAGAAAAAAUUGAAGAAGGCCUUCUGUGAGCCAGGGAAUGUGGAGAACAAUGGAGUUUUGUCUUUCAUCAAGCAUGUCCUCUUUCCUCUCAAGUCCGAGUUUGUGAUCCUUCGAGAUGAGAAAUGGGGUGGAAACAAAACCUAUACCGUUUACUUGGACCUAGAAAAGGACUUUGCUGAUGAGGUUGUACACCCUGGAGACCUCAAGAAUUCUGUCGAAGUCGCCCUGAACAAGUUGUUGGAUCCUAUCCGGGAAAAGUUUAAUACUCCUGCACUGAAGAAACUGGCCAGUGCUGCCUACCCAGAUCCCUCGAAGCAGAAGCCAGUUGCCAAAGGCCUUGCCAAAAAUUCAGAACCAGAGGAGGUCAUCCCAUCCCGGCUGGAUAUCCGUGUGGGGAAAGUCAUCAGUGUGGACAAGCACCCAGAUGCAGACAGCCUGUAUGUGGAGAAGAUUGAUGUGGGAGAAGCUGAACCCCGGACUAUCGUGAGCGGCCUGGUACAGUUUGUGCCCAAGGAGGAAUUGCAGGAUAGGCUGGUGGUGGUGCUGUGCAAUCUGAAACCCCAGAAGAUGAGAGGCAUCGAGUCCCAAGGCAUGCUUCUUUGUGCCUCUAUGGAAGGAGUAAACCGCAAAGUUGAGCCUCUGGACCCUCCUGCAGGCUCUGCUCCUGGGGAACGAGUGUUUGUGAAGGGCUAUGAGAAGGGCCAACCAGAUGAAGAGCUCAAGCCCAAGAAGAAAGUCUUUGAGAAGUUGCAGGCUGAUUUUAAAACCUCUGAGGAUUGCAUUGCACAGUGGAAGCAAACCAACUUCAUGACCAAGCUGGGGUGCGUCUCCUGUAAAUCACUGAAAGGAGGGAACAUCAGCUAGCUAAUCCAGCAUCCUGCUCCCUUCUCCUGUCACCCUGAGUCAUCUGCUGUCUCAGUUUGCUCCGUCCUUCUUCACCCCAUUUCCCCAUCUCCCAGGACACCAAAGCAGGAAGUUUGGGACUUUAUUAGGUGUGGAACUCAGUAAGCGGCAGCUCAAUCUCCCCAGAAUCCAGAAACAUCCUGUCGGGGCUGCUGUGGUGAGCCACUGAUCUCCUGGGUAGUAUUGAGGUCGGGGCAGCAGCAGGGAGUCCAGCUCUACCUUCUUCCCCUGGCAGCUGACUGGAGAAACCUGGUUUCAAUAUAACUCAUAGAAAAGGUUUCUGCCACAGUCCUUCUAAUUGGAAAAAUAUUGGUUCCCAUGUUUUCCUAGAGUUAUCCCAGCAGCUGUGCCUCUGUCUGGGAUCUGGUGCCUGAACUGGGGUAAUUACAGCCUUUCCCCAACAGGAAAUUGUGGGAUUCAAAAAGGAAAGGGAGGGGAAGACAGAGAACCUAGUGGUCUACCAAGUGGUGGGCAGCUUUCCCCAGUGCCUGCCAACCCUGAGGCUUGAGGCUUGGCACUGGGGGCAGGGCCUGCCCUGGGGCUCCUGUGAUUCUUUUCCCUUGAUCCUGCUGGGUUGAGACAUUCCCUAAACCAGCUGUGGGUUAAUAUCAGAAGUAGGGCAGAUGUGCAGCCUGAAUCUUUCUUCAGAGAGGGUGGGGUACUUCUCCAUAAGGCAUCAAUCAGAAUCACUAUCACUGUCAUGAAUUCAAAUAAACUGUCUGAACAAGA
Messenger RNA from Nyctereutes procyonoides (raccoon dog), 2527 nucleotides. It is a transcript of the gene YARS1, whose product is annotated as tyrosyl-tRNA synthetase 1. Gene Ontology annotation, molecular function: tyrosine-tRNA ligase activity; tRNA binding; ATP binding. The record is from RefSeq and is a predicted model, not a curated record. The coding region runs from base 65 to 1759 and encodes 564 amino acids. NCBI's taxonomy places the organism in Eukaryota, Metazoa, Chordata, Mammalia, Carnivora, Canidae. The transcript has 13 exons. Gene Ontology annotation, biological process: tyrosyl-tRNA aminoacylation.